Messenger RNA from Pimephales promelas (fathead minnow), 1213 nucleotides. The record is from RefSeq and is a predicted model, not a curated record. NCBI's taxonomy places the organism in Eukaryota, Metazoa, Chordata, Actinopteri, Cypriniformes, Leuciscidae.
AAUUAUUUGAAAAUUUAUUCUCAUUGGUUUGUUAAUUGGAGUCUUUAUUGCUGUCAUCAUCUUCUAUUCAUACAGUAAAUAAGAUGUGCCUUGACUACCAGGCAUGAUAGAAAUUUUACAUACUAGUCCAAAGUGGAAAAUCAGUGUGUGUGUUUUUAGUAAUUCUUGGUUUGGUGUGUUUGAGUGCUCAUUGUUACAAUUAAACAGCAAACGCUCAGUGACAUUUUUAACUGUGCAUGGUAGAAAGCAAAUACUGACCUCAUCUCUUCCAUUUCUCUGUCUUUCACAGUGUUCUAGAAAUUGUCCAAUUUCAGUAUUGUUCAGUUCUUCAGAUAUCAUCAUGAGUAUGUCAAGAGAGCAGCCCUUAUGUCGGGAAGACUCAGAGGAGCUCUCCAGGGCCCUUGCAGCAGGAGAGUGGUGGGCUAUUGUGGAGGUUGAAAUACCCAUCUCUGAGUUGCCCGAGUUUGGGAACUUCACCUGGUGUGGACCACUGGAGGUAGAAGAAGCAGAAGCUCCUGUGCCCACCAGGACUCCACUAGGAUCGCCAGUGCCAAAGUCCCAGGAUUGGCGGAAUCGUCAUUUGUCUGAGACUGUCAAGCCGGAGCGACAGCAUCCACAGGAAGGACCAGCAGCUGUUGAGUCCCCGCAGCAUGCUCCUGUGCCCACUUGGUUUUCUCCUGGAUCAACUGUGCUGAAGUCCCAGGAUUGGCGGAAUCGUCAUGUCUCUGAGACGCUCAAGCCGGAGCGGCAGCAUCCACAGGAAGGACCAGCGGCUGUUGAGUCCCCGCAGCAUGCUCCUGUGCCCACUUGGUUUUCUCCAGGAUCAACUGUGCUGAAGUCCCAGGAUUGGCGGAAUCGUCAUGUCUCUGAGCCUCAGCCGGAGCGGCAGCAUCCACAGCAGAGUAAGUGGAUGCAGAAAAGGGUACAGAAAGCACCAGCGGCUGAAUCCUCACAGCAAGCCCAUGUGCCCACUGGGUCUCCACCAAAACCGCCUCUGCCCUUGGCCCCAAAGAUCUCAAAAGGUGCGCUUGUGAAUUCGGGGACCUCACAGGGAUCACUUGUGCCUUCAGUUUCCCCCAAACUGGGAGAAAGCCUCAGGAUCCCUAAACAGCCGUGGCAGAAGCAGAGGGAGGAGAAUAUCCCAAAGGGAGCAUCAGUUCUCUAUUCAAAUCCUGUUAUAUAUUAUUUAAAAACUUUAGAAAGAAAUGUUUAG